Lotus japonicus is the source of this 1881-nucleotide messenger RNA. RefSeq lists its product as uncharacterized. Gene Ontology annotation, molecular function: DNA-binding transcription factor activity. Bases 143 to 1570 code for a protein of 475 amino acids. The record is from RefSeq and is a predicted model, not a curated record. Lineage: Eukaryota; Viridiplantae; Streptophyta; Magnoliopsida; Fabales; Fabaceae. The transcript has 6 exons.
CCAACGAACUUGUGUCCGAAUCUGAAAGUUCCCCACUCAGUAGCGGCGUCUACAGCGCCGCUACUGCCAUCACCACCACCAUCACCAUCACCAUCACCGCCGCCACCACCACCACAUUAUCUCCCAUCUCAGUUAACACACAAUGGAUGAUCAUAACAAUAAUUACAACUAUACUGAUAUCAAUAUCGGCUUUGGUGUUCCGUUUCAUGACCCAUACGAAGUUCCUUUCAGUCCAAGCUAUUUCAAUGUCACCAAUCCCACACUGGACGAUUUAUCCAACAUCAACGAUAACAAUAUCAACAACAACAAUGGUGGCAUUUCCAGUUACUGUCCUCUGCCCCAACAACAAAAUUUCAACAAUGGAAUCAGUACUAGUUAUUCUGCUCUGCCUCCUCUGCCCCAACAACAAGAUUUCACCAAUGGAGGAUUCAGUGCUAGUUACUCUCCUCUGCCUCAACAACAAGAUUAUAUAAACAAUGGAGGAGUCAGUGCUAGUUACUCUGCCCUGCCUUCUCUGCCUCAACAACAAGAUUUCACCAACAGUGGAUUUCAACUUCAACAGGGACAGGGUAGCACUAGUACUAGUUAUCCCUUUUCCUAUCCAAUGAAUCCAUUGAUGCAAGAUCAAUUUUCGCAGAGCAAUUUUUCCAUUGGAGGACAAGAACAACAACAACAACAAGGAGGGGUUGUUGCAGGGAACUUCCAACAAGAAGUUUCAUCAACACUGCAUAUUGGGGAACAGAGUCAGCAGUCUCCAAAUGGGAAUGAUCAGGGAGUGACACAGAGUCUCAAACUAGGUGUUUAUCGAGACUACUGGCCUCCCACAAAAGCACCAUUCUUUUGCAAUUGCUGUGAAGUUCUCAGAGUAAUCCUUCACACCAAUGGUCUUUUCUUUGAAAAGCUUGAGAUUCAUGGAAGGCUAGGGAUGAUUAUUCACGCAGUUCACCAUCAGAAUAUUAAUUGGGAUGCUACUUCCACCUCUGAAUAUCAAAAGAUUGAGUUUGUCGGGAGAACCAUCCAAGAAAUCAAGCAAUUUCUGGUGGAUUACUGCGAGGAGCGUAAUACAGAAGGCUCCUUGAUGUUGCAAGAUCCCCUAUCUGCCUAUUAUGAGACCAUCUGCAGUGGAAUGGAUUGGGUUGAAGAACUAAAAGAUGAUCUAAUUGAUUCAGAUGAAUCUGAAGAUGAUAACAUGGAGCAAGAGGGCGGCAAUGCAUCCACUUCGACUUCGAAACGAGACCUCGCAGUACAGAGGGAGAGAGCAGCAAGGAUGACAUUGAAUGAUCUGAGCGAUUACUUUCAUCUUCCAAUUGAACAGGCAUCAAAACAUGUGAACUUAUGCCCCACUGUGCUGAAGAAAAUUUGCAGGAGAGAUGGAUUAGAACGAUGGCCUUACAGAAAGGUGAAAAGUCUUAUGAAGCAGAUCACAGUGCUGGGAGUGCAAGCGAAAGCAAAUAAUCCGGCGACAAGGGAAAGGACUAGAGCGGAAAUUAGGAAACUCCAAAAAGAAAUCCUUGAUGCUUGUAAUGGACUUGUCCCAAGCGUAUUGCAGAACAUCAUGGAGCAGCAGUAGUGUGUUAAUUGUCAUGGAGAAGGGAGAGACUAACCUAGUUCAUUGUAAUUAUUCACUUUUAUUUUGUGUAUAACUGUGUAUAGCUUGUGGUGGUGGCUUGGUGUAUAUAGUAGUUUUUUUUCUUCUAUUUUUUCAUUUUUUUGAAGGGUUGUAUAUAGUAGUUUUUAGUUCUCAGAUUCUUUAUUGUUUACAUGUAAGUAAGACUUCAAAAGUGUACAUAAUGUGAAUAUGGCAAAUUCUUUUGUAACAUUGAAAUUUUUCAUAGUGACUGGUAAUUUACUUUCGUUCUUGUAUUUUCUUUAGUUGGCCCU